This is a messenger RNA of Cyclopterus lumpus (lumpfish), 2400 nucleotides long. It is a transcript of the gene rab13, whose product is annotated as RAB13, member RAS oncogene family. The record is from RefSeq and is a predicted model, not a curated record. Lineage: Eukaryota; Metazoa; Chordata; Actinopteri; Perciformes; Cyclopteridae. Gene Ontology annotation, cellular component: plasma membrane; trans-Golgi network transport vesicle; endosome. Gene Ontology annotation, molecular function: GTPase activity; GTP binding. Gene Ontology annotation, biological process: cellular response to insulin stimulus; Golgi vesicle fusion to target membrane; protein localization to plasma membrane. The transcript has 8 exons. The coding region runs from base 473 to 1075 and encodes 200 amino acids.
CCCACGAAGCACUCCCACACGACGUAGUCUCGGAUCUGAUCUGGGAUCUGGUUGGAUUCCGCAACAAACCCAAAAAAAACCCCAAAACGCAGCCGCCCCGGUAUGUGUGUGUGAACGGAGUGUUAUUGACAUUUGGAUGAAAGCAACAAUUAACCCUGAAUAUAUAUUUGGUGUUGAAGACGGAUCGGAUCGGCCGCACAGAGUUACACUUUGGAUGGAGUGCUUCUCUUUAUCCAAACACCGCACAGAGGCGCUGAGGGGGAUCGGAAUUCACCGGUGACAAGAAAACAAGGAACAGAGGAUCCGCUCGUCGCACGCAGUGUUAAAAAAAGAAGAAGCUUUUCUUCGUUUUGAUUACAAAUCACGACCACGAUUGUUUACGACUUGAGUGGAUGAAAAGUGCUUCCGAAAAAAGAGACGAACCCCAAACUUUCCGUCGUUUGCUCGACUUUGAAGAAACAGUUUUCCGACCAUGGCGAAGAAGUACGAUUUCCUCUACAAACUGUUACUCAUCGGGGACAGCGGAGUGGGGAAAACGUGUCUGAUCAUCCGUUUAGCUGAGGACAAUUUCAACUCCACGUACAUUUCCACCAUCGGCAUCGACUUUAAAGUAAAAACCAUUGAAGUGGGUGGAAAGAAAGUCAAACUACAAGUCUGGGACACAGCAGGACAGGAGAGGUUCAAGACCAUCACAACGGCCUACUACAGAGGAGCCAUGGGCAUCAUCCUGGUGUACGACAUCACAGACGACAAGUCCUUCGAAAACAUCCAGAACUGGAUGAAGAGCAUCAAAGAAAAUGCAUCAGCUGGGGUCAAUCAAAUGUUACUCGGCAAUAAGUGCGACAUUGAAGCAAAGCGGAGAGUUUCCAAGGAGACGGGAGAAAAGUUGGCAAAAGAUCAUGGCAUCAGGUUCUUUGAGACCAGUGCAAAGUCCAGCAUAAAUGUGGAUGAGUCUUUUCUCGCUUUGGCAAGCGACAUACUACAGAAAUCCAGCAAGAAAACAGGCCCCACAGGUCGAGAGGUGAAAAUCACAAGCAGGACAGAGAAAAAAUCCUCCAAAUGCAUUCUUCUCUAGAUAUGUCGUUGGCCAGCACAGAUAAGAAAGAGCCGUACAAAUGUAAGAUUGCAUCAGUUCAUGGGGAGAGUACAGCAGGUUUUCUGUCUCCAUCUGGUGGGCUUUCAUAUCAAAUACAUACGGGUGCUUUGACACUAAAACUACAUUUGUCCCCCAAAAGUGUACUUUGGCAGAGACGUAUUCCUCCUUCGAGCUCAAAUUGUAUUAAAGUGACAGUGCCUGUAUAUCUUCUGCCACAUCUCCAGCGAUGCGGUGGCAUUGUUGCACAGUCUAAAUGACUCCAAACUCAAAACAAAGCAUUUCACUUGGCAAUUCCCACCAUGUUUAGUUAAGCUGUACAUUUCUGUUUCUGCCUUGUUUUCCUCUGGCUUAACACCACACUUUCAUCCAUUCAACAGCACUACUUGCUGUCUUUCAGGACCUUUUUAGUUGUGUCUUUAUAACUGGAUAGCUUUGUCAAAACCAAACCAAAUCACAACGUAAUGGACCAAUGUAUUUCUCAUGUGUGAGCACAAACAGCUUUUAGGGGCUCGACUGCAAAGGAAGAGUUUGAUGGAAAGUGUUUUGAACCUCAUAUAUUCUGUUUGAUGGUUCAAAUACUUGACAUCAUUGCUGAAUUGAUAAAUGAAGUGGUAAAACUUAUAAAACAAUAAUUAAUAUUGACAACAUGUGUAGUUGCAUUGUGUUUAUAUUGUGCCUAUCCUUUGAGAAUUGCUGAACUAUUUAAAUCGUGGACACUAUGUUAAUGAAUUCAACAGAAUGUCCUGUACCGGAUGCCAUUUUGCGUUAAACCAUUGUUGGGGCUAUGAGAAGUUGGAAAAAACGCUCACUUGCGUUAAUGAAUGAAACAAGUUGAGGGAUGCAUGUUGAACUGAAACAAACAAUGGUCAGGUACACAGUUUGUUUUAACAGAUGAAUGGGUUGAGAAUGUGGACGAUAGGAACAGAGAUCAGUGCAAUAUGAGAAGUUGAGAGAUGACACAAUGAUAUAAAGCAAGUUAAUGGACAGGAUGUGAGGGAAGCAGCAGUGCUCACAUGACCCUCACUUUGAAUUGAUUUAGUGGGUCGUGCCUUUUAUCUGAAGUGCCUGGUUUAUCUCUUACUUAACACUACCACACGAUAGCUAUCAGACAAGACAGUUUCUCCAUUCAGGCAAUUUCAGAUCAUUCAAAAUGUCUCUGAUUAGACGUGCUUCUCUGAUUUGGGCAGGCUUGUAUUUCCUGUAUCUUUUGUUUUGUUCUUUCAAACUCAGUGUCUUUUUAGACACACCACAAUACUGUUUGUGUAGUGUACAUACCUGCCACUUGCUUAAUAAAAAUGAUAAAC